AUGCCGUUCCUCGCCCGCGUCUUUCGAAUCAAGGACUCCCAUACUCCCAAAAAGACAAAAGCCCCUGUGGUAGAAGACAAUGGCCCUUCCAAGCCAAAAUGGACCGACGCGUGGCAGCGUACCGAAGUGUCUCCGGAGGAAGUCCAGGAUCUCCUGCGAGGUUGUACGCAAGAGUUGAAAGCCCGAGGUCUCCAAACACCUUUCCUCUUAUUACCUUUCCGGCCAGGCUCCGACGCCAGCGCUGCACGUACAUUCAUCCGCAACUACUUCAAUCAAGCCGUGCAAAAAGGCUCCCCUCCCAAAGGAGAUGCCUUAGCGCAAGAGCUACGACUGACGGACCCAAUUGUCCUUUGCAGUGUGCUAAAGUGGUGCUGGAGCAGACUCCCUGGAGGAGUUGUCACAUGGGAGGCCUACGAAUUGUUUAAGGUUGGCGAACAAGAUUCUCAGCUUGCCCGCGAUGCAUUCUCAACGUUCAUCCCCAUUAGCGUUGACUCAGAUGCCAGGUCUAAAAUUAUCUUCGACUUCUUCGAUCUUUUAACCGCAAUUGCGGCGCAUGGAAAGUCCAACGGCCUUGGAGGACGAAAGCUGUCUCGGUAUGCCGGGUGGUGGGCGUUUGAACAUACAGACACCGGCAAUGGGUUUGAAGCUGCCUACAAGGAUUGGGCAAGCGCCGCGGAUGCGACAAGCCACUUGUUCUUCGCGUACCUACGUUCGCUGUCCCCUGACUCGCCGCGCGGGAUGAGCAGUAUCUCUACCCUACCCAUCGCUCUGCAAACAUUGCUUCAAGCCACAGAAUACCCGCCAGAGACGCCAGCGCUUCUUCAGGUCUCUACCACCAAAGUUGUCAUGAUUGUCGACACUGUGUCUGCCACUCCCUUCGCUCUUUUACGUCGUGCAAAGAAUUUCGAGUAUCGAGACAGCGAUAGUCACCUUCAAGAAUUUGCUAGGUUUGAGGAUCCCCUCCGAGCGCUCACGGAUGAGUGUCUCCGUGUGCUGAAAUGCAUAUCGUCUACAAAUCAAUCGGUUGGAUCGGAUCCGACUUCUUCGACCAGAGAAGCAUCGUGGUCCAGGUUUGAAGAUCUUGGAUUCGGGGCCACGCUGGAUGCCGAUGUUUAUGACGACAGAGCCUCGAGCAUGGUGUCAAAGGAGUUCGGUGGCGGUCUGAGGUCCGCUCCUCAGUCUGGUGGAGGCGAUCUCGGCCGUCCAACAACCCCUUCAUGGGCAGAUUUUAUGUCUUCUGGUUUCAGUGAUGACAACGUUUUCAAAGCUCCAGUGGCUCCAGUAUUACUUCCUCCCGAUAAGGUCCUGCCCCCAAUCAAUACAAUUCGAGGCCAAAGCUCGCAGUCACAUAAGCGCACUCUGGAUGCUGAGCCGUCCAUGGACCCUGGUGAAUUGGCUAGUAUUACCACUCUUGAUCUGGAUGAUUCAUUCUGGUGGGUGUGGAUUAGCAGUUUGGCAGGUGAGGAACCAGCUUCCCGGAAGGCAGUAUUUGGACGAUGUGCAUUGCUCGAGACUGUCAUUAAGAAUACGAAGUGGCUUGUUCUGGAGGAGCAAGUCAAAGGCGCGGCACCGGAGCCCGAACCUGGUGCUUAUAUCGUCGAGAAGAAGAGUUUCUUCGGGUUUUCGACGCGCAAGCGACUCGGGCGCCGUAAGUCCACGGCCAAAAAGGUCAGCGCGGUAGAAGAGUCUUACAAGCGGCCUGAGAACCAAGGGCCACAAAGUAAGACCAGCAUCGGUCCUGACCAGCAUGCCCGUAUUCAGGCUGCAGCCGCUGCCCUUCAGAGGAAGCAUCGGGAGCAAGAACUGGCCGCAUCCGGGGAAACUAGAAGGAAUGUUCGGGAUACCACUUACUCAAAGACCAACUCUGUUAUGACACUGCAGCCGGCCAUUAUGAACGAAGCCUCGCAUGCUUUAAAAUGGGCCAGUAACUACGACAAGGGCAAGCAUGCCUACAAAGCCGCAUAUAUGGAGAAUAGCCUUGCGGGAACUGGUGCUCCGGUAGAUGAACUAAAGGAGGCCUCCAGGGACAACCUUAGCCCACCUUUGUCUCCUGCGCUCAGUACCAGUACCCGACAGGCUCCCCCGCCUCUACCGAAGGACGACGUUCGUAGCUCUCCGGCGCCCGCAACACCUCAGAAGGAUAGCUUUACUAGUGACAGAGACGCCACUGGUCAGAAAGAUAGCUCCAGCGCUCCUGUGGAAUGGUCCACCAUUGAGCCGCUUCGCAAGUCCACGGAGGUGGCAGAGAAUUCGACCGGGAAAUUGAAGAAGAAGCCUGCUACUCCGGGAAUCAAGAGUAUGUUUGGAACAACGAAGAGGAAGCCUGAACCCGAAUCAAGGCCGCCAAUGAAGUCUACGGGUGCUGGUGGGUCCGCUGUCGCUGCUGCACGCGCUGCCCUAGAGGAUAAGGCAAAGGCAUCUCAGGAACAAAUUGUCCGACCAUCCACCCUAAAGAAGAAACCUGUCCCGGGGACACCAGCUGCAGAAACACCUAAACCUGUCGUCGAGGCGCCAGUCAUUCCCAAGCCUGCUGCUGAAACACCGGAGCCUGAACAGCCGGAGGCCAGGGUUCAGUCAGAGGCGAGACUGCAGCCAGAACCUCAUGUCCCCGCAUCAAACAGCGACUACCACAGUAACCAGCGGCAAGCCGAAUAUGAUGCUCUUUCACGUGUAAAUACCAACGAACGCACCGCAGCCGAUAGCGAGUUCUCGAGAUUCGACCAGGGGCCUUUGGUGGAGCAGCCGGCGUUUGUUCCAGAGGAUUCGCCUGUGUCCGAUACAUUCUCUGAGAAGAAGCCCGUCGACAGCGCUCCGGUUGAAGCCAAGAAUGAAGUUAGCACUUCGCCUCAGUCCAAUCCUUCCCAUGACCGGUGGGCACAGAUUCGCAAAAACGCCGCCGAAAGAGCCGCCCAGUUUGAGCAUAUGCGGAUGAACGAAGACGACGGUGGCAACACAAGCGAAGAGGAAAGCUUCGAUGCUCGCGCGGCUCGUAUCAAGGCCAGGGUAGCCGAACUGACUGGCAAAAUGGCUUAA
Messenger RNA from Aspergillus oryzae RIB40, 3033 nucleotides. RefSeq lists its product as uncharacterized. Bases 1 to 3033 code for a protein of 1010 amino acids. The record is from RefSeq and is a predicted model, not a curated record. Lineage: Eukaryota; Fungi; Ascomycota; Eurotiomycetes; Eurotiales; Aspergillaceae. The transcript is spliced from 6 exons.